Molecule: messenger RNA, 3170 nt
Organism: Trichechus manatus latirostris (Florida manatee)
Lineage: Eukaryota; Metazoa; Chordata; Mammalia; Sirenia; Trichechidae
Gene: SH2D3C
Product: SH2 domain containing 3C
Exons: 12
Coding region: 150-2732 (860 amino acids)
Biological process (GO): small GTPase-mediated signal transduction; positive regulation of peptidyl-serine phosphorylation
Molecular function (GO): phosphotyrosine residue binding; guanyl-nucleotide exchange factor activity
Source: RefSeq, a predicted model, not a curated record
GAGUUUCACUAGUUUAAAAAUACACAGAGGAAGCCAGCGAGAGGGCUUGAGAAAGGGGAAGGGGAGGUGGGGAGGCACAUCACUGUUGAUGUCCAGAGCCUCAAGUGGCCACUCGCCUGCUGCCCCAGGGCUCUGCACAGCUCGCCAGGAUGACAGAGGGGCCCAGAAAAGCCAGCAAAAAGUUCAAGUUCUUCAAGUUCAAGGGCUUUGGGAGUCUCUCCAGCCUCUCCCGGUCCUUCACUCUGCGACAUUCCUCAUCCCCCAUAAGCAUCCAAUCCCAUCUGCAGCCUAACACCUUUGAAGCCACGCAAGAUGACAUGGUGACAGUUCCCAAAAGCCCCCCGGCCUAUGCCCGCUCAAGUGACAUGUACAGCCAUAUGGGCACCAUGCCUCGCCCCAACACCAAGAGGGCUCGAGACCAACAGCCUGCCCGGGAAGCUCAAGAGGUGGGUCCUGAGCCCCACCUGGUAUCCCGAGGUCUGCCAGACCCUCCAGGCCUGGAGGCAGUCAAGGAGGUGGUGGUGCAGGCCAAUUCUCCCCUGGAUGACACCCCAGCAGUUAAGCCCAAUCCAUCAGCAGUGGAGAUCGGCCCCACGAGAAAGCCUGAGGACCCUAAAGUAGACAUGGAAGAGGAGAGUGCUCCCAGGGAUGUGCCCUCAGAAAGGGCUGCUGGGGAGCCGGAGGCUGGCGGGGACUACGUGAAGUUCUCUAAGGAGAAGUACAUUCUGGACUCAUCGCCAGAGAAACUACACAAGGAGUUAGAGGAGGAACUCAAACUCAGCAGCACAGAUCUUCGCAGCCAUGCCUGGUACCAUGGCCGCAUUCCCCGUGAGGUCUCCGAGACCCUGGUGCAGCGCAACGGUGACUUCCUCAUCCGGGACUCACUCACCAGUUUGGGUGACUACGUGCUCACGUGCCGCUGGCGCAACCAGGCCUUGCACUUCAAGAUCAACAAGGUGAUAGUGAAGGCGGGUGAGAGCUACACCCACAUCCAGUACCUGUUCGAGCAGGAGAGCUUCGAUCAUGUGCCCGCCCUUGUGCGCUAUCAUGUGGGCAGCCGCAAGGCCGUGUCAGAGCAGAGUGGUGCCAUCAUCUACUGCCCCGUCAACCGCACCUUCCCACUGCGCUACCUUGAGGCCAGCUAUGGCCUGAGCCAGGGCAGUGGCAAGGCUGCCAGCCCUGCCAGCCCCUCGGGCCCGAAGGGCAGCCACAUGAAGCGGCGCAGCAUCACCAUGACCGACGGGCUAACCGCUGACAAGCUCACCCGCGGUGAUGGCUGCCCCACUAGUGCGUCACUGCCCCACCCCCGGGAAUCCAUCCGCAACUGUGCACUCAGCAUGGAUCAGAUCCCAGACCUGCACUCGCCCAUGUCCCCCAUCUCCGAGAGCCCCAGCUCCCCCGCCUACAGCACCGUGACCCGUGUCCAUGCCACCCCUGCGGCCCCCUCUGCCACAGUGCUGCCUGCCUCUCCUGUCACCCGCCGUUCCAGCGAGCCCCAGCUGUGCCCUGGAAGUGCCCCAAAGCCUACUGGGGAGUUGGACAAGGGCCCUCAUGCCAGCCCCUCCCAUAGCCUCUGCAAGGCCUCCCCAUCCCCAUCUCUCAGCAGCUACAGUGACCCGGACUCUGGCCAUUACUGCCAGCUCCAGCCUCCCAUGUGUGGCAGCCGUGAGUGGGCAGCAGCUGAGGCCUCCAGCCGGCAGGCCAGGAGCUACGGGGAGAAGCUAAAGGAACUGUCAGAAAAUGGGGUCUCUGAGGGGGACUGGGGCAGGGCCUUCACAGUCCCCGUUGUGGAAGCCACUUCUUCCUUCAACCCAGCCACCUUCCAGUCACUCCUGAUCCCCAAGGACAACCGGCCGCUGGAGGUGGGCCUCCUGCAGAAAGUCAAGGAGCUGCUGGCAGAGGUGGACGCCCGGACGCUGGCCCGGCAUGUCACCAAGGUUGACUGCCUGGUUGCUAGGAUACUGGGCGUUACCAAGGAGAUGCAGACCCUAAUGGGAGUCCGCUGGGGCAUGGAGCUGCUCACCCUACCCCACGGCCGGCAGCUACGAUUAGACCUGCUGGAAAGGUUCCACACCAUGUCCAUCAUGCUGGCGGUGGACAUCCUGGGCUGCGCCGGCUCCGCUGAGGAGCGGGCGGCGCUGCUGCACAAGACCAUCCAACUGGCGGCCGAGCUGCGGGGGACCAUGGGCAACAUGUUCAGCUUCGCCGCGGUCAUGGGCGCUCUGGACAUGGCUCAGAUCACCCGGCUGGAGCAGACAUGGGUGACCCUGCGGCAGCGACACACAGAGGGCGCCAUCCUGUAUGAGAAGAAGCUCAAGCCAUUUCUCAAGAGCCUCAAUGAAGGCAAAGAAGGCCCGCCGCUGAGCAACACCACGUUUCCUCAUGUGCUGCCACUCAUCACACUGCUGGAGUGUGACUCGGCCCCAGCUGAGGGUCCUGAGCCCUGGGACAACACGGAGCACGGCGUGGAGGUGGUGCUGGCCCAUCUGGAGGCUGCCCGCAUGGUGGCACACCACGGAGGCCUGUACCACACCAAUGCUGAGGUCAAGCUGCAGGGGUUUCAAGCCAGGCCGGAGCUCCUGGAGGUGUUCAGCACGGAGUUCCAGAUGCGCCUCCUCUGGGGCAGCCAGGGUGCCAGCAGCAGCCAGGCCCGACGCUAUGAGAAGUUCGACAAGGUCCUCACUGCCCUGUCCCACAAACUGGAGCCUGCCGUCCGCUCCAGCGAGCUGUGACCUCCAGGGACCUUCCCCCUCUGCAGCUGCGGGCAGCAUCGGGGCAGAGAGGGGCACUGACUUUCACAGCACCCCAGGGACACUGUGAUCAUCCGAGAAUGUUCUGGGUUCAACUCCAGGAUCUCCCUUGCUCCUCCAAGGCCCUGCAUGGAUGCUGGGCUCUGUCCCAUCUGCUACAAGCUCAGCGAGUCUCUCUUCAGGAAGAACCAGAACUCCUGUUCCUCCCACCAGCUUCUGCUUCUCAUCUUCCUGCCGAGGUUCCCUGUUGUUGAGCCAUGGGAGGCUCCUCACACCUCCUCACACCUCCCCAGGCAUCUGCUCCCUCAUCCCACCACCACCACCAAGGCCUCCAUCUUGCUGUAAAUAACUAUCUGUUCUGUAAAUAGAUGUACAGAAGCCAUGGUUUUUCUUUCAUAUAAUAAACUUUUAUGACUCUUU